AUGGAUGUAAUCAGCACAACAGCAAGGAAGAAAAAGGAGCGCAUGAUUGAGCUGCUGGACAUGGAGGAGAAGCUGGUUGAAGCUCGGGAAGACCUCAAAAAGUUGAAGUUGAAAAGGGUCCGAGCUCGAACUGGUCGCGAGAAGCAGGACCUCCUAAGCUUACCUAAAUCUUUGGUCCUCUUGGAAACCCAAAUUCACAACACGGCGGCUGAACUGGGGGCAGAGGAGUUUUUGGAGCUAACAGGUCACACGGAUGAUCGAGCAAAGCCCUUACUGGCUCUCCAAGUAGCUAAGAGUAAGCUCUAUGAGGCCCGAGUGGGUGUCAUCGAGGCACGAAGGCGUGCUGAGCGCACUUCUGGAAGCACUAGCCAGGCACGAAUGAACGAAGUCAAGUCACACAAGAAUAAAGCAUUCAAAACAAAAUACAACUCUUAUCAUCGACGAGUCAAGGCUUACAACGACCAAUUUGCACCCAGACCUCUCUUGGAUGACCCCUCUCUGGCUGACGUAGAAAGGAUGGAAAUUACAGAUCUGUUCUGGUCGGGUGGAUCAACCCUUAGUCAUACGGGCGAGCCUUGGGCAAGUGACCUGCCAACGCGCGAAGGUAUCCAACUGUAUCUGACUCUACGCUCGUCACAAGAGGAACUGCGUCGGAUCGCGCGUGAGGUGCGACAGUUGACACAGUGGGCCGUAGAUUACCAGUCAAAGAUUGACUCAAUCGAUCGUGAAGCUGCUGAUGGCAUACAUGAAAGGCAAGCGAACACUGUCUCUUUACACUUCGGGCUAUCAAAGGACAUACGCAGACUUUGGUUUCAUUGGAACGCCGAUUUGAUUAGUUUGAUUAGGUCGACCUCAGUAUAUCUUACUAGCCCUACAAGAUUGGCACACGACCAAGUCCUUGUUAUUAAGUGGAAGUCUCUCAUGGAAGGGCAAUUUGGCCACUGGGAACAGGCUCUGGCAAGGAUUGAUGAGGAAGAGGAGGAGCGCGAUCUGAUUGGAGAAGAUGAAGCCGAGGUAGAGGAAGAUGACUUGUACACUUCUGAAAAUUUUGAAAUGGAAGAGGAAGAAUUCGAGAAUGUAUGUAUAAUUUAA
Molecule: messenger RNA, 1092 nt
Organism: Melampsora larici-populina 98AG31
Lineage: Eukaryota; Fungi; Basidiomycota; Pucciniomycetes; Pucciniales; Melampsoraceae
Exons: 5
Coding region: 1-1092 (363 amino acids)
Source: RefSeq, a predicted model, not a curated record